Helobdella robusta is the source of this 660-nucleotide messenger RNA. RefSeq lists its product as hypothetical. NCBI's taxonomy places the organism in Eukaryota, Metazoa, Annelida, Clitellata, Rhynchobdellida, Glossiphoniidae. The coding region runs from base 1 to 660 and encodes 219 amino acids. The transcript is spliced from 6 exons. The record is from RefSeq and is a predicted model, not a curated record.
AUGUCUCCCCUUGCUCCAAACCACAUAACUAGAAUAAUAGGACUAGUCGAUCAAUUCGAUCUAUCGGUCGGGCUAUUUGUCGUGCUUGGAUUGUUGGCUUACGAAAUUUCAUGGAUUUUAACGAUUCUAAACGGUCUUCGACUUUUUAUUUUACCGUUUUGUACGAUCUUAAUAAGGGCUUGGUUUUUCUUCUUCACACUAACAACAUUGUUGCUCGGCUUCGUAUCACUGACUUUCUGCGGUUACCUCUUCUUAAUUGGACAUGCUGAUUAUUUCAUCUGGUUUGGGACAUUCAUGCUAACCUUACUUACGUCUGUCUCGGCGUUGGCCUUCGUCUGCACCAUUAUUAAUCUGACGAGUGGAAUGACGACGAACGAGCGGGCAAACUGGGCGCGGUACUCCUACUUGAUCGAUUCAAGGGGUAGAUUAAUGAACCCUUUCAACAGAGGGUUCUUUAGAAACGUCGCCGAAUAUUUCAGUAUCAGUAAUUACGACGAGCGCUCCUCAAUGAAUUUUGAAAACAGAUGGGUCUUGAGAUCCGCUCUGAACUUCGCAAGUGAUGGAGAAAUAGUUAGAGAAGUAGCCAGUGCAAGAGAACAAGAUAUGGAGAUAUAUGAGAAAAGAAAGGGGCACGAGCAACUAGACGAGCAGCAGAGUUAA